Messenger RNA from Nematostella vectensis (starlet sea anemone), 2586 nucleotides. Its product is annotated as glycine receptor subunit alpha-2. The transcript has 8 exons. NCBI's taxonomy places the organism in Eukaryota, Metazoa, Cnidaria, Anthozoa, Actiniaria, Edwardsiidae. Gene Ontology annotation, cellular component: synapse; membrane; neuron projection. Gene Ontology annotation, biological process: chloride transmembrane transport; regulation of membrane potential; nervous system process. Bases 1091 to 2194 code for a protein of 367 amino acids. The record is from RefSeq and is a predicted model, not a curated record. Gene Ontology annotation, molecular function: chloride channel activity; neurotransmitter receptor activity; transmembrane signaling receptor activity.
UGGUGAUCAAUGUUAUAGCCUGCUAGCAGUGGCUUACCCUUCCGCGUUCAUUACAGUACGAUUCGGUGAAGUCGUAAAAAUAACCCUGCAAAUGAGGUCUGUUGCCGAUGAGAAACAACACAAAUAGGGUAUAUAUGACGCACUGAGUCGGUGAAAUCCCUGCUUAAACAGAUAAGAAGAAAUCACUGCUAGCAAAGAGUUAAAAAGCGGCGUUCAACAUGAUUUUCCCGAUUCAACGGAACCGCCAUUUUGUUUUCCCACUCUGAGUUGAGGCGUGUCCGCGUGAGACUGGGCAUAGUAAUACUCAUCUCUGAUUGGUUAAUCAGAUUGUUUAUCAAAUAUAACCAAAAAUGGUAAUGUUCCGCACUGUUCAUUACGCUAAAAUCACAAAGGAAGUGUCGGCUUUUAAAAUAUAUAAUAACAAAUAAUUACUGCUUUGUCAGCCAAUAGCAAUAGGGUUCGUCGCAUUUUCACUCACGCAUCUUUUAACUUCUCAGUGAUACGAUUAUGUUGGGUUUAUUUCGAGCAAUUAGAGUGUGAAAUAUUAGAGGGCACGAAUCUCAAUUACUCUUACUUUCCUCUAAAGUGGAAGAGUUUUUCUUCAUUAGGCAAAAAAAGCUCAUGUUCUCUUGUAGUUUUUAGUUAUGUUGGAUUAUAUAAAUUUUCAAAGCAGGAAGUUUUCAAACGAAGGAUGAAAAUACUGUUUGGAAUACUGUGGUUAGUUAAGAAGCACUUUUCGCUCCCCGUCAGUAAUGUUUUGGGCCGCAGUACCAUUUUGACGUCUUGCUCCCAACGAUGACCGAAGUAUUUAGCAAAGAAACACCAUCUCGAUGCAUCCUGGCCUUCACGGUUAUUGGAUUUGUUUUCUUAGCUAAUGCAAGCCAGGCCUUAAGUGACCUGUCUCUACAGCGCCGAGUCGUGUGUCCAGGAUCAUAAUGGCGGCUACGGACCAAAUGUUACGACUGUCGUAAGGUCUCUACUUAGCCAAAAGGACAACAAGCUUUGUAGACCCUACACUACAGAUAACGCGCCGGUGCUGGUAACAACCGAGUUGAAUCUUGUAUCGAUCAGUCAGUUUCGGGAAGCAGACAUGGAGUUUACCGCAGAAAUGUACUUCCGCCAAGCCUGGCACGACCCAAGGCUAGCCUUUGGCGUAACCAUGGGCAACAGCACUGUCCCUGUCAUUACCUUAUAUGGAGACUUGAGUGACAGUCUAUGGCAACCGGAUACUUACUUUGAAAACGAGGUCCAAGGGAAAAUUCAUGAGCUGACGAUAAAAAACAAAUAUAUGCGUGUAUAUAGUGACGGUAGAGUCAUGACAAGUUUAAGGGUGACUCUAUCAUGCUCAUGCGCAAUGGACUUCCGCAAAUUUCCAAUGGAUAAGCAAAACUGCGGUAUAUCAUUCGCGAGCUAUGGUUACACCACGGCAGAUAUUGUCUACCAGUGGGCAGACGAGCGAGUCACGUGGGCCCACGACCAGGAAAUCGCACAGUUCGUUCUAGAGAAGAUCGAGACGGAGAAUCUAACGAGAAGAUACAUUACAGGUGAUUUCUCCGCACUUGGAAUAAGACUUCGCCUUAACCGAAGGCUCGGUCACUACCUCACACGAGUCUACGUACCCGCCGUAUUAAUCGUCAUGCUCUCGUGGCUUUCCUUCUACCUCGACAGGCAUUCGGCUCCUGCUCGGGUUUCUCUCGGGAUCACUACGGUUCUCACCAUGACAACACUUUUGAUUGGCAUCGGUCAAGGAUCGUUACCGGUCGUGUCAUACGUAAAAGCACUUGAUUGGUAUCUGUUUGUGUCGUAUUGUAUGGUGUUUGGCGCGUUCGCUGAGUACGCUGUUAUCAACCAUCGGGAUAAGUCGUACUUCCUGAAGCUUCGUAGACGAUCUAGGAUGCACAAUGUGAAGCAUAAUGGCUGCUCCGUGGAUAAGAUAACUGUAGAGGAAGUGAACAACACAUCUGACAUGCUCUAUCACUGUAUGGAGGCUCAAGGGAAUAAGAUAGUUACCGAGACUCUGGAACUUAGCGAACCGCUGACCCGUAAAGUGAACAAAACCUGCCUGGACUGGCUGAAGAGUACAUUUCUUGACCCACCGGGUCUAAUUGAUGAAUGGUCUAAGAAGCUAUUUCCACUUAUAUUCACCUUGUUUAACUUUUUCUAUUGGAUUUAUUACCUGGUUAUUUGUAAAUGAAAGUUAAAUAUAUCGGUAUAGGACACUUCAAAUAAUUUUGGAUGGUGGUUCAAGGAAAAUUAUGCAUCGAAAUUUUACGAUAAGUUAUAAUACGAAAUCAGACCAGACUAAAUACCAUUAUUCCUAUUAAGGUAUCAUGUAAAAUGGAUAAUCAGUUUAUCUUGGAAACCGCUUCGAGUAGGAUGACGGAUCCAAGAUUCCAGGAAAAUGUUGAAUGUCAUGGAAAUUUCAGAAAUUUCGAUUCAAGGUAACUUUAUGAAACAGGAGCUUUCUUAAUUGCUACAAUGCUUUAAAAUAUAUCUUGAAUAUCCAUCUAUAUUUUCUUCAUACAUUGUAUUGCUUACAAAUAAACUUACGAAUAAAAAAAACACUUGGCGUUUGCCUGCGGCGAU